AUGGUAAAAAAGAAGUCAAGAAACCAUCUGAGGAGACAAGACUCUCGUCAAAGAAGACAAAGAAGUCAAGAACCAUCUAGAGGAAAACAAGACAUCUCCUCAAAGAAGGACAAAGAACAGAAAAUAGAAGUCUGGAAACUUCUGAAAGAAAAGAAAGCAGAAACAAAACCAUCCAAAGAAGAGAAGGAAGUCAAGAAACCUCUUAAAGAACAGAAAUCAUUUAAUACAUCUAUCGCAGUAGGGAUAGCCUUCAAGAAACCAUCUGAGGAAGACCAGACAGUUGGUAAACCAUCCCGAGAAGAUAAAGAAAACAAGAAACCAUCCAAAAAAGUAAAAGAAACUGAGAAAUCAUCAAAAGAAGACAAGGAAGUGAGAAAAGUGUCUAAAAAGGAGGAAGAAGCAGAAACACCUCUUAAAGACGAGAAAGCAUUUAAUACAUCUAUCGCAGUAGGGAUAGCCUUCAAGAAGCCAUCUAAGGAAGACGAGAAGAUCGGUAAACCAUCCCAAGAGAAAAUAGAAGUCUGGAAACUUCUGAAAGAAAAGAAAGCAGAAACAAAACCAUCCAAAGAAGAGAAGGAAGUCAAGGCAGCUUCUAAAACAGAGAAGGAAGUCAAGAAAAUACCUAAAGAAGACAAAGAGGUAAAGAAACCAUCUACAAAGAAGAUAGAAGUCACAAAGCCAUCCAAAGAACAGAAAGAGGAGAAGAAACCACUGAGAGAAGGAAGGGAAGAGAAGAAACAUCUUAAGGAAGAGAAAGCCAUGAAAAUAACUCUCAAAGAAGAGAAACGUUCUAAGGAAGAGACAGAAGUGAAGGAACCACCUAAAAAAGUAAAAGAAGUCGAAAAGCUUCUCAAAGAGGAGAAGGAGGAACUAAGACCAAUGACUGCCAUAACUAAGCCUGCAAAAGAAGAACCAGAACAGAUCUCUAAGGAGUUGAAGGAGAAGGAAAAGGAAGCAAGUCCUUCCAAAGAAAGGGCAGUACCAAUGAAGCCCUCUGAAGAAAAACCUGAACCAGAGAAACCUUCUAAAGACGAAAAAGAGGUCAAGGUUAUUCUCACAGAAGAAAAGGAACCAAAGAAGAUCUCUAAGGAAGAAACAGAACCAACAAAGCCUUCUAAAAAAGAAAAGGAAACCAAGAGGCCACUUAAAGACAAAGAACCCAUCAAGAAGAGAGACACUAAGAAAGGUAGGCAUAGUCUUGCAAUGUAAUGUUUUUAUUAUUAUUAUUCAAAAUAAGGAUCUGUUGACGAUCCAAUACCAAGAAUAUACAGCCAUGCUAACCGCUCUGUCCAGCUAUACAACAUGGCAAUGCUCACAUCAUUAUGCCAAUUCUGAUCACCAUGACAAUGCUUAAAGUCCAUGAAAUGUCCAAAAUAAACGUUAU
Molecule: messenger RNA, 1384 nt
Organism: Notothenia coriiceps (black rockcod)
Lineage: Eukaryota; Metazoa; Chordata; Actinopteri; Perciformes; Nototheniidae
Product: nucleolar protein 58-like
Exons: 3
Coding region: 1-1209 (402 amino acids)
Source: RefSeq, a predicted model, not a curated record